AGAAAAAUGCUAUUCUGAGAGGCGGUGAGCUCAGGGUAGUCGGGAAAGCUUCAUUUUGGGCAUAAAGCCAUCUUUAAAAGAAGCCGGGCAAAGCAAAGGGCAAAGAAGCUGCUGCAACGGGGCUCUGGCAACAAGUGCUGUAAACGGGAGCCACAGUGGGAGCAGAAAGCGGAAGGAAGGGCUGUAACAAAGUCCAGACGGCUCCUCGUGUCUCCUCAAUUACUCACCGGGCUAAGCGAGUUCACCCCUUGUGUAACACGGCUCACUUGACAUCUAAUCAGCUAUUUUUUCUUGCCGGCACAGUCGCAAUACCAGCCUCUCUCUCCCAACCCGCCUCCCGCCGGGGCGAGAGGCAGGAGCGGCUCCGUGCCCAGCAAACUGCAAAGCCAACAAGGAACACAUUUGACUGCGCAAACAACCCCAAACUGAGGAUGCUUUCCCCUCCCUCUGCUUGUACCAGACAGGAAAAACUGCUUUCGGUGUUUCCUUUGGUGGAGGGGGGUGUUGGUGGAAGGUGUGGAGCAUCGCUGCGUGCCCAGCCCUGGGCACAAGACCUGGGAGCGCAAAACCGCCCUUUGCUGCGGCACCCUAAAAAUGAAGCUGUCGGGGGAGCAAGCUUCCUUCCCAGAGAAUUGGUCAACUUUGGGAGGGGGUUUUGCACGGUUUUGGGGAGGAAGCAGCUGGGUUGGGUGACAAACGGCCUGGAAACCCGCAGCGAUCACCAACGGAGCUCUUUUCAGAGGGAUUUUUUUCCUUUCGGCUCAGGGCGUCACGGCUUUGGCGAUGGGUUGUGUGGGUUUUGGUGGUGCCCGGGGCCGUGCGGGACUGGGGGUCCCGCUGGCUCUGCGUGGGGAAAGGGGCUGCGUGGGUCAUCGUUUUCUCAGGGGAUUUUCCUCCCGUUUGGGUAAAUGGAGCUUUCGUCCCCCACAGGGUUCGACCUCUCCGCCACGUGCCCGGGAGCCAGGGGAGCGGGAAGAGGCGCCGGGAGCCAUGGCGAGCCCCUCGCCCACCGGCAACCCCACCGAGGUGCAGAUGAGCCAACUGGUGCUGCCCUGCCACACCAACCACCGCGGCGAGCUCAGCACCGGCCAGCUGCUCAAGUGGAUCGACACGGCCGCCUGCCUCUCCGCCGAGAGACACGCCGGCUGCCCAUGCGUCACGGCUUCCAUGGAUGAUAUCUAUUUUGAGCAUACCAUUAGCCAGCCAUAUAUAAACCCUCCUGGGCAGCGGGACGGGAGGAACGGUGUCUGCGUCGGGCAAGUUGUCAACAUCAAAGCCAAAGUGAACCGAGCCUUUAACUCCAGCAUGGAGGUGGGCAUCCAGGUGAGCUACGAGGACCUGUGCAGCGGGAAGCAUUGCAGCAUCUGCAAGGCGUACGCCACUUUUGUGGCGCAGGGCCCCUCCGGCAGCAAGGUGAAACUGAAGCCGCUGACCCCGCAGACGGAGGAGGAGAAGAUAGAGCACAGCAUCGCCGCCGAGCGCCGCCGCAUGCGGCUGGUCCACAAGGACACCCUCAAGGACCUCCUCACCCGCAGCCCCCGUGAAACCGAGCUGGAGACGCGGGACGGCAGCGCGGCGGUGCCGGCGGAGAAGACGCGGGUGGAGAGCGUGGAGCUGGUGCUGCCCCCGCACGCCAACCAUCAGGGCAACACCUUCGGUGGGCAGAUCAUGGCCUGGAUGGAGAAUGUGGCCACCAUCGCAGCCAGCCGACUGUGCCAUGCCCACCCCACGCUGCGGGCCAUCGAGAUGUUCCACUUUCGGGGACCAUCGCAAGUCGGGGACCGCCUGGUGCUCAAAGCCAUCGUCAACAACGCCUUCAAAAACAGCAUGGAGGUGGGGGUCUGCGCCGAGGCGUACGGCCAGGAGAUGUCCGUCAGCCGAAGGCACAUCAACAGCGCGUUCAUGACCUUCGUGGUGCUGGACCAGGAGGGCCAGCCCUGCACCCUGCCCAUGGUGGCACCCGAACCGGGGGAUGGAGUGAGGAGGUACAGAGAAGCCAGCGCUAGGAAAAAAAUUCGGCUGGACCGAAAAUACGUCGUCUCCUGCAAACAGACCGAGGUGCCGCUCUCCGUGCCCUGGGACCAAAGCAACAAGGUUUAUCUGAGCUACAACAACGUCUCUGCGCUGAAGACGCUCGUAGCCAAAGCCAACUGGGCACUCGCCAGGGAAAAGGAAAAGGUGCGGAUGUACACGCUGGAGGAGGACAAGUUCCUCUCCUUCCGUAUCGAGAUGUCGGUCCGCAUCGCCGCCGGCCGAGCCUUCUCCCUGCUCUCCGACCUGCGGCGCCGGCACGAGUGGGACAGCCACUACGCGAGCGCCGAGCUCGUCCAGCAAGUAGAUGAUGACGACAUGAUCUACCACGUGGUGAGCCAGACGCUCAGCCACGAGAACAAGCCGCAGGACUUCGUCAUCCUGGCGUCCCGACGGAAACCCUGCAGCAAGGGGGACCCCUACGUGGUGGCCUUUCGGUCGGUGACGCUGCCCACCCACCCCGCCAGCGCCAGCUUCACACGGGGGGAGACGCUCUGCUCUGGCUUCUGCAUUUGGCCGGAGUCAGAGGAGACGAGCAAGGUGGCUUACUACAACCAGGCUACACCGGGGUACCUCAACUACGUCACCACCAACGUGGCGGGACUGUCCUCCAACUUCUGCGCCACCUUCGAAGCCUGUGAGAAGUUCCUGCUGAAGAACAAGGAGGACCUGAUCGUGCGGCUGCAGGAUCUCUAGAGCCACGGCACCCCUGAAGACAGACGGACAGACAGAUGAGGGGGCACCUUGGUGGUGGAAGGGGACACGGGAUGGUGGCACCCAGACCCUGCCUCCCCUGGGGGCUUUGGCCCAAACGAGGUCCCAGGGGCUGGGCAUCACUCUACUGUCUUGCCCCUUGCACUGAUGUGUCAUGUCUUUUCUUCUUCCUUUUUUUUUUUUUUUUUUUUUUAGAAAUUUUAUAAGCUGAUGUACAGGACUUGGUUUUCUAGUUCACUUAAUGCUACUUGAAUCUUUAUAUGAUCCAAAGUCUUCCUAACACUGAUUUUUUUUUUUUUUUUACUAUUUCUUUAUGGGGGAAACUGGUUCCCUUCGAUGCAGCAAAGGGAGAGAGGGGGCAGUGAUGUGGGGAGGGUGCCGUAUCCCUCCCCGGUGCAGAUGCGGCCGGUGGAGCAUCUCCCCCCGCAGCUGCCCGGUGCUGCUCCUCUUCCCAGGCGAGGCAGGCAAACAGCUCCUGCUCCCGCCGGGGUGAAAUCCCACCUCACGGGGCUGUGGAAAGAAGGAGUGGCAAUAAAAAUGCAUUAAAAGAAAAAAAAAACAAACCUGUAUC
Molecule: messenger RNA, 3316 nt
Organism: Harpia harpyja (harpy eagle)
Lineage: Eukaryota; Metazoa; Chordata; Aves; Accipitriformes; Accipitridae
Gene: ACOT11
Product: acyl-CoA thioesterase 11
Exons: 16
Coding region: 784-2727 (647 amino acids)
Cellular component (GO): extracellular exosome
Molecular function (GO): lipid binding; thiolester hydrolase activity
Source: RefSeq, a predicted model, not a curated record